Messenger RNA from Menidia menidia (Atlantic silverside), 2916 nucleotides. The record is from the annotation of a GenBank genome assembly. Lineage: Eukaryota; Metazoa; Chordata; Actinopteri; Atheriniformes; Atherinopsidae.
UCCAUGCAAAAAUUGAUAGAGACGCGGUGCCAAUAGAUACAAAUAAAUUAACAGUGUUUUCUGAGUCUCUAAAGCGGAUAGAAACCACGCGUAUUUCAAAAAGCUGUUUCGGCCGAAUAAUACUGGCUACGAGCGCAGUUACGUCGCAACUGUUUUUUUGUUUGUUUUUUUUAACAUUUUUUUUUCUUUCUCCGCCCACUCCGGAAAACUGAACCAAGUCGUCGUUAUUUUUAUUUUUUAGGGUGACGUGUUGUCCUAGCCCUCAUCCCACAUCGCCUCGCGUGUUAGUAAAAAGUAUUUAGCGUUCCCGGAUGUGAGCACAGCGAACACAUAGGACGCUGAUACACUUUGUCCGGGAUUUCAAGAUGCUUAGCUCUAAUGUCAUGCAUUUACAGUGAGCUCCACUGUCGGCGCAUACCGGGGCAGAGGAGACUGUCGGGGCCUGGAGUCCGAGGAAUCCGGCGGACAGACAGGUUUUUUGGAUCUGCUGCAUCCGGAGUGAGGCCUUUUCGCCGGGUGGCUGUCGGAGGACCAUGGCACUGCGCUGUAUCUUGAUCCUGGGCUUGUUCUCUGGCUGGACAGCAGGUUACAAGCAGGGGGACAAUGUGACUCUUUAUGUCAACAAAGUGGGGCCUUAUCAUAACCCCCAGGAGACAUAUCACUACUACACACUGCCUGUUUGCAGGCCAGAGAAGGUGCAUCACAAGUCCCUGAGUCUGGGAGAGGUGCUGGACGGUGAUAGAAUGGCAGAGUCACUGUAUCACAUCCGGUUCAGAGAAAACAUGGAGAAAAAAACCCUUUGCAAACUCACCCUUUCAGAAAAACAGGUGGAUGAACUCCGUGAAGCCAUCGAGGAGCUGUACUACUUUGAAUUUGUCUUAGAUGAAAUACCGAUCUUGGGGUUUGUGGGAUAUAUCGAGGAAAGUGGCUUCCUGCCUCACAGCCACAAGGUGGGUUUGUGGACUCACCUAGACUUCAACAUUGAGUACAACGGCGACUCUGUGAUCUUUGCCAAUGUCUCGGUGAAAGACGUGAAGCCCGUUCCCCUGGAGGAGGGGGCGGGCGCAGCCGUGGGUGGGGUGGGGGUCGGCGGUGGUAGCCUGACGGUCACCCACACGUACAGCGUGCGCUGGUACGAGUCCAAUCUGCCUCACUCCCGGAGAGGCGAGCGCCUCAGAGACUACUCUUUCUUCCCCAAAACGCUGGAAAUCCACUGGCUGUCCAUCAUUAACUCACUGGUGCUGGUCGUCCUGCUGCUGGGCUUCGUCAUCAUCAUCCUCAUGCGAGUUCUGAAGAAUGACUUUGCCAGGUACAACGUGGAAGAGGAAGGCGGCUGCGAUGAUCUGGACCAAGGAGACAACGGCUGGAAAAUCAUCCACACCGACGUCUUCAGAUUCCCCCCUUUCAAAAGCUUGCUGUGCGCCGUGCUGGGAGUCGGAGCUCAGUUCCUGACGCUGGCCACAGCCAUCAUCCUCAUGGCGUUGCUUGGAAUGUUCAACGUCCACCGCCACGGCGCCAUCAACUCGGCGGCCAUCGUCCUGUACGCUCUGACCAGCUGUGUGUCGGGCUACGUCUCGUGCAGCUUCUACACACAGAUCAACGGCCAGCGCUGGGUGUGGAACAUCAUCCUGACAUCGUCUCUGUUCUCAGCUCCCCUGUUCAUCACUUGGAGCGUGGUGAACUCCAUCCACUGGUGGAGCGGCUCCACGCAGGCUCUGCCGGCCACCACCGUGCUCCUACUGCUGGGCGCCUGGCUGCUGGUGGGCUUCCCGCUCACCGUCAUCGGAGGCAUCGUGGGGAAAAACCGGGCGGGCGGCUUCCAGGCGCCGUGCCGCACGCGCAACAUUGCCCGGCAGAUCCCCACGCAGCCGUGGUACAAACACACGUUUGUACACAUGGCCAUCGGGGGCUUCCUGCCCUUCAGUGCCAUCUCAGUGGAGCUUUACUACAUCUUUGCCACCGUUUGGGGCAGAGAGCACUACACCCUCUAUGGCAUCCUGCUGUGCGUCUUUGCCAUCCUCCUCUCGGUCGGUGCCUGCAUCUCUGUGGCGCUGACCUACUUCCUGCUGUCGGGCGAGGACUACCGGUGGUGGUGGCGGAGCGUGCUGAGCACGGGCUCCACGGGCCUCUUCAUCUUCGUCUACUCCGUCUUCUACUACCGGAACCGGUCCUCCAUGAGCGGCUUGGUGCAGAGCACGGAGUUCUUCGGUUACUCGCUGCUCACGGCGCUGGUCUUCUCCCUGAUGCUGGGGAGCGUGUCGUUCUGGGCCUCGCUGGCGUUUAUCCGCUACAUCUACCGCAGCCUCAAGAUGGACUGACCUACGACAAACCGUGCCCACUCAAUCCCGUUUCCUCGUAGAAGAUGCACAGUCUUGAUUCUUGUCUCUCACAGGGGCCUUGAACUUCAUUUGAAAAGUUAAUGAACUUCAGCAGCUGCCAUUGUUGACACAAAGGGGGUAAAAGAAAGCUCAAGUUGAAGGUUAAAUUAUGGAGAUAAUCUGAAAUAAACUAAAAGGGAUAAUUACUCUCCAUCAGGAGAUGAGGGGUCAGAUGUGAAUUAAGUUAAUGCUUUGUGUGGUACAUAAGGGCCUGUGAAGGCUGGGCAGAGAUGUGGGCUUUAUGUUCUGUUUCACCAGUGACCUGCUGAGCGCUCUAGUACAUGCGUAAACAUAGUUUUAAUGAUUCAGCAGAGCUGGUGUUACUACCUGCAGUCAAUACUCGUGAUACGGCAGCCUGUUCAGACACAGGAAAACAUUUGCACCAGUCCGUGAACUCCAGGUCCUCGCAGUGGGUCGGAGGAAAGAUGCCUUGUACGUGAAUCGUUAGCGGUGGUGGGGGAAAAUAUCGGCAUUGUACUCAAUGGUCUUUGGAUAUGAUGUAAAUAUAGGGUUUUCAAUAAAAUGCUUUUUAAUACAA